Messenger RNA from Fusarium oxysporum Fo47, 2790 nucleotides. RefSeq lists its product as uncharacterized. The record is from RefSeq and is a predicted model, not a curated record. Bases 1 to 2790 code for a protein of 929 amino acids. Gene Ontology annotation, biological process: DNA-templated transcription. Lineage: Eukaryota; Fungi; Ascomycota; Sordariomycetes; Hypocreales; Nectriaceae. Gene Ontology annotation, molecular function: protein binding; DNA binding; zinc ion binding. The transcript has 6 exons.
AUGGCUUCCACCAAGUUUCCUCUCGCCGCUUGGUCUCGCAUUACUUCCAGCAAGCGCCUCUACCGAUCUUCCCAAGCCGUCUCCACCAUCGAUCAAAAGAUCUAUAUCUUUGGCGGCGAGUUGCUUCCACGUGAACCGGUUGAUAACAGAGUUGAUGUUGUCAGCCUUGAUGCUCAGGAGCAUGGUGCCCAGACACUUACGGCUCCUGCCGACGCUCCCUCACCACGAGUUGGCAGCCCGAGCACCACCAUUGGAAGCAGCAUCUUCCUCUUUUCCGGACGCGGAGGCCUUGAAAUGAAGCCAGUUGAAGAAAAAGGCGCUAUCUGGCGCUACAAUAUAACCGAAAAUACCUGGGACUUUAUCAAACCCGCUGAUCCUUCUACUCUGUUCCCAGAUGGUCGAAGCUACCAUUGUAUAACUUCAGAUGGAGUUGAUCAGCUUUACCUCCACUCUGGAUGCCCUGAACAGAAUCGUCUCAACGACCUCUGGGCUUUUGACGUGACCAAACGGGCUUGGAGUGAGUUACCUUCUGCACCAGGACCUGCGCGCGGUGGCUCUUCCAUCGCAUUUCACGAUGGCAAGCUGUAUCGCAUGAACGGCUUUGAUGGAAAGACAGAACAGGGUGGCGCCCUGGACAUCUAUAACAUUGAGACUGGCUCAUGGUCUACGGUGACUUACAAACCCGAUGGUGUUGAAGGUCCUGAAGCACGAAGUGUAGCAAGUCUUCUGUCAAUUACAGUACGGGGCAAGAAUUUCUUGAUCACCAUGUUUGGCGAGAGAGACCCAAGCGCUCUAGGCCAUGCUGGGGCCGGGAAGAUGCUGUCUGACGUCUGGGCUUUUGACAUCGAGGAGAGUAUCUGGCAGAGAGUGGAGAUUGGUGAUGAUAGACCUGUUGCUAGGGGUUGGUUCGACGCUAAUGUUGCGCGGGGCGAGAAUGAGAAAGAUGUUAUCCAAUGUAUCAAACCGGAUCCCGAACAAUCGUGUGAAUGGUGUGCGCAUCAUGACCUUGAGUGUGCUGUGAAGAGGGAGUCCCAGAGGAAGUCCGAUGUGAGCGCUGCACUCUCGAGCCACGUUCAGACACUGGAGCGUCGCGUUACGGAGCUUGAAGCAGCUCUCCUGCAGAUGCGCUCUGAGAUUAAAUCUUCAACUGUCUCUGCAUCGACUCCAACUGUCAAUUUGACAUCUCCAUACUCAACCUUGGGAGCAAAUUCUGAUGCUAGUUCGUUUUGUAUCACUCCAUACUCACAGCAGGAUAGUACAGGCUCUGGGAAUACUGCUAAUACAACGUCCACUGCCAUCUGGACAUGCCUCGGGCAACAUUGGUACUUCAAAGGCAUACCUAUCAACUCCACCAGAGGCCAUGGCUUCCGCCUCUUUGGUUCACAAGCAGGCAAUCCCAGCACUUCUCCGGCGCUUUUCAGCUUCCCGGACAGAUACACGGUGGAGGAGUCUCUAAAGUCAUACUUCGGCUCGCCAUGGCGAAUUAUAUACCCGAUAAUCGACCCGGUGCUGAUUCAAGAUAUUCUGGCAGUAGCGUAUGAUGAUUCUCAAGGCCCUUCUCCUCAAGGAAAGGCUUCAUCACAAGCGUUUAUUCUAGCGUUCAUGGCCAUGACUUCACGGCUGAGGGGUGCGCAUGUCCAGCCUCUUGACGGUGAUGUCUAUGUGCGCUCAUCGCAAUGCUAUUUAUCCCAAGUCAUCAGUCAGAGUCAGUGGGAGGCUGUAGCCACCCUCCAUCCCCAUGCUUGCCGUAUCUUGUACGAUCUCAAAGGUCAUAUUUCACAUCCCCUUACACCAAGCGAAUUGGAUAGCGCCGUUGAUCAAAGCCGGCGCAGGCAUAUCCGGAACCUCUUCUGGCUAUGCUACAUCUUCGAUAAGGACAUAGCCAUGCGAUCUGGUAGACCUCCUUGUAUCACCAGAGGCUAUUGUGACUUGACACUGCCGGAUGUUUGGGCUAGGAUAUGUGACGGGUCAGCCACUGGACCCGGUACUCCUCAAGAUGGGAUCUUUUCCAAGGGCGAUACUGUCUGUUUUCCCCAAGACCUGGACCUCUCCCAACUCAAAGAAAGGCUAUGCUUGUUUCUCUGCUCUCUCGACAACUCGAGCCUAUCAGAUGGCACGAUUCUCUGUCACGUUCGCCAACUAGACGUUGAUCUUGAGUCAUGGCGCUCGACCAUCCCUGUGGACUACAGGCCAAAGCUAUCCGUCCUUCCGGACCAACCGCUGUUCAAUCCGCAACUGUCGUUCCCACAAAGGACAAGAUGUAUUCACCUCCAGCUCGAGCACAAUUAUCUAACCACAGUGAUUCACACGGCUGUUCGAAGAUGCGGCGCAGUGUAUGCUGUCCAUGACAAUCUCCCCGACGAUCUGCACAGCGUCUAUCAUUCAAGCAGUGACAUCUCUCUAGAAGCGAGUCGCACUACCCUCCAGAUUUUCAAGUCUCAUACCGAUAUCCUCCAGGAGAAUGUGUUUGGGUAUGCGGAAUGCGUCUCCUCUCACUCACCCUGUGCUAACAUCUACAGUCACAUUGCAUUCUACCCCCCCAUAGCGGCCAUGGCACUGUUCCUGAACAUUCUGAUCCAUCCUUUAGAUCAGCGGGCUAGAAGCGACCUUGAUAUCUUGGCGGGGUGUACAACGUUAUUCCAGGAUAUGGCGAUGGAAGAGUUGACGAAUGAUGACAUGGACUGCAUUCACGAGCUCAAUAGAUUCGUAUCGGAAUUGGUCCGGCUUGGUAGCAGUGCGAUAUGGAAGGCAAAGAGAGAAUGGAAGACCACAACCGGGAUAUCAUCGUGA